This is a messenger RNA of Suricata suricatta (meerkat), 7341 nucleotides long. RefSeq names its product Scm like with four mbt domains 2 (gene SFMBT2). The record is from RefSeq and is a predicted model, not a curated record. Gene Ontology annotation, biological process: regulation of DNA-templated transcription. Gene Ontology annotation, molecular function: transcription corepressor activity; histone binding. The transcript is spliced from 21 exons. Gene Ontology annotation, cellular component: nucleus. Lineage: Eukaryota; Metazoa; Chordata; Mammalia; Carnivora; Herpestidae. Bases 245 to 2932 code for a protein of 895 amino acids.
UAUUGGAAUGAGGCUGUAGUGGGAGUCGGAGGACCCGAGCGGGCGCGCGAGGGAGGCGGCGGGCGGGGCGCGAGCCAGGCUCGGCGAGCAGGGGCGAGGCGGAGCGAGCGGGCGAGGCCGGCGUCCCCCAACCCUCCCCCAGCGGUCCCUGGGGUCUGCGUCCACUCCAAGGGGCGGACGAACUUCACCAGGUAAUUCUUCCUGGAGGAUGCAUUAAGAGAAGAGGACCCUUAACACAUUAGGCAUGGAGAGCGGUUUGUCAGUUUCCAACAUGCAAGACCCGUCCUCCUCACCCCUGGAGAAACAGCAGAGCUCAGCGAACGGUAAUGGAGGUCUCGAUUCAGCAGAAGAAGGUUCAGGCCUGGAGGAAACUGGCUUUAACUGGGGAGAGUAUCUGGAAGAAACGGGGGCCAGUGCGGCACCUCACACGUCAUUCAAACAUGUUGAAAUCAGCCUUCAGAGCAACUUCCAGCCAGGGAUGAAGCUGGAGGUGGCCAACAAGAACAACCCGGACACGUACUGGGUGGCCACGGUCAUCACCACGUGCGGACAGCUGCUGCUUCUGCGCUACUGCGGCUACGGCGAGGACCGCCGCGCCGACUUCUGGUGUGACGUGGUGAUCGCCGACCUGCACCCCGUGGGGUGGUGCACGCAGAACAACAAGGCCCUGAUGCCCCCGGAGGCAAUCAAAGAGAAGUACACAGACUGGACUGAGUUCCUCAUUCGGGAUCUGACUGGCUCCCGGACGGCACCCGCCAGCCUCCUGGAAGGUCCUCUGCGAGGGAAAGGCCCUAUAGACCUCAUUACAGUUGAUUCCUUAAUAGAACUUCAGGAUUCUCAGAACCCUUUUCAGUACUGGAUAGUUAGUGUGAUUGAAAAUGUUGGAGGAAGAUUACGCCUUCGCUAUGUGGGAUUGGAGGACACUGAAUCCUAUGACCAGUGGUUGUUUUACUUGGAUUACAGACUUCGACCAGUUGGUUGGUGUCAAGAGAAUAAAUACAGAAUGGACCCACCUUCAGAAAUCUAUCCUUUGAAGAUGGCCUCUGAGUGGAGGUGUGUUCUGGAAAAAUCCGUUAUUGAUGCCGGAAAGUCUCCUCUGCCGAUGGAAGUGUUUAAGGAUCACGCGGAUCUGAGAAGCCAUUUCUUCACGGUCGGGAUGAAGCUAGAAACAGUGAAUUUGAGCGAGCCCUUCCACAUCUGUCCUGCAUCGGUGACCAAGGUUUUUAACAAUCAUUUUUUCCAAGUGACUAUUGAUGACCUAAGACCAGAACCCAGUAAAGUGUCAAUGUUGUGCCACGCGGACUCCUUGGGGAUUCUACCAGUUCAGUGGUGCCUUAAAAACGGAGUCAGCCUCACACCUCCCGAAGGUUACCCCGGCCAGGACUUCGACUGGGCAGAUUAUCACAAGCAGCACGGGACUGAGGAGGCGCCUCCCUUCUGCUUCAGAAACACAUCCUUCAGUCGGGGUUUCACCAAGAACAUGAAACUAGAGGCCGUCAACCCCAGGAACCCGGGAGAGCUCUGCGUGGCGUCCGUGGUCAGCGUGAAGGGGAGGCUGAUGUGGCUUCAUCUGGAAGGCCUACAGACUCCUGCUCCAGAGUUCAUUGUUGAUGUCGAAUCCAUGGACAUCUUCCCGGUGGGCUGGUGUGAGGCGAACUCAUACCCUUUGACCACACCACACAAAACAGUCUCCCAAAAAAAGAGGAAGAUCGCAGUAGUGCAGCCGGAAAAACAGUUGCCAUCCACAGUGCCUGUUGAGAAAAUACCUCAUGACCUUUGUUUACUCUCUCCCUUGGACACCACAGGGACCGUCAACGGGAAAUACUGCUGUCCUCAGCUUUUUAUCAACCACAGGUGUUUCUCAGGCCCUUACCUGAACAAAGGGAGGAUCGCAGAGCUGCCGCAGUCCGUGGGACCCGGCAAAUGUGUGCUGGUUCUCAAAGAGGUCCUCAGCAUGAUCAUCAACGCAGCCUACAAGCCUGGCAGGGUUUUGCGAGAACUACAGCUGGUGGAAGGUCCACACUGGAAUUUCCAGGAGGAGACGCUGAAGGCAAAGUACAGAGGCAAAACCUACAGGGCCGUGGCCAAGAUCGUGCGGACGUCCGACCAAGUAGCGGAUUUCUGCCGGCGGGUCUGUGCCAAGCUGGAAUGCUGCCCAAAUUUGUUCAGUCCGGUGCUGGUUUCCGAAAACUGCCCAGAGAACUGUUCUGUUCAUACCAAAACCAAGUACACCUAUUAUUACGGGAAGAGGAAGAAGAUAGUGAAGCCCCCCAUCGGGGAAGCCAGCAGGGAGAGUGGGCCCCCCAAGCCAGCCAGACGCCGGAAGCGGCGAAAAUGCAUCUUUGUGCAGAAGAAGCGCAGGUCUUCGGCUGCGGACCUGGCCGCGGGCUCCGGGGAGGAGAGCGAGGAGGAGGACGCGGAUGCCAUGGAUGAGGACACCGGGAGCGAGGAGACCGGCUCCGAGCUCCGCGACGACCAGACGGACACCUCGUCAGCCGACGUCCCCUCCACGCGGCCCCGGAGGGCCGUCACCCUGAGGAGCGGAGCGGAGCUCGAGCGCCGGCCGCCCGCGGAGAGGCCGAGGAGGGGCCGCAGGUUGCAGGCCGCCUCCGGUGCCGAGGGCGGGGAGCAGGGCGCGUCUGGUGGCCAGGACCCCACAGAGGAAACCAAGCAGGAGGAGGAGGAGAGGCUGGUUCUGGAGAGCAACCCUCUGGAGUGGACCGUGACCGACGUGGUGCGGUUCAUCAAGCUGACGGACUGCGCGCCCUUGGCCAAGAUCUUCCAGGAACAGGACAUUGACGGCCAAGCGCUCCUGUUGCUGACCCUCCCCACAGUGCAGGAGUGCAUGGAGCUGAAGCUGGGGCCCGCCAUCAAACUCUGCCAUCAGAUCGAGAGGGUGAAAGUGGCUUUCUACGCCCAGUACGCCAACUGAGCGGGAGGUGACCCAUUGUCUUGGGGAUGCCGUGUUCUUGGGAAAGUUUCGAGACUGACGCUUCAUUCUGCCGGGCCACAUGCGAUGGAGCAGGAGGCAGGAAGCCUGGCAGAUGUUCAUCCACCAGCCUGUGGACACUACUGUGCUUCUGGGCCCGCUCGCCACCGCAGCAGUGGUUUCCGGACAGUGCUGGGCAGUGCGAUCCUGGUGGCAACUCAUUCCUCAGACACACUGGCAGCUGAUGUUUCAGGACAUGGUUACAAAACGAUGAGCUCGAGUGGCAUCGCCUGUCAGAGGUGCCUUUUAGGAAGGAGAGGGCGUGAGGCAGGUGGCGUGUUGUGGGGAUGAGGCGUUUCUUCCUGAACAACAGACAUCGGAGCCUGUAGAGAGUCCCGUUUGCAACCUUCUGUAGAACUUCACGAAUUGCUGACGUUCUCAUUUCAUUGUGACCAGAUCAGGGAGUGGCUCCUUUAGUCUGUUGGGAAAUGCUGAGCUGUGGACUGAAGGCGAGCUUAAUGCCAGGAGCAGGGAGAGGCUUAGGGAAGCUUUGAAUGAACCAGCGGCAUCCCCUUGGAAGGAUCCUCCAGUGAGUCCUCUUGACGAGACAGACGGGCUUCGAGUGCCGCUCCGACGCACCCGGUCCUGGGAUAGGCGAGGAGGUGAGCGUUCCUGACGGGAAAUGCAGCAGCCACCUGGCCCGGCCCUGCUCUUCUGCUGGCACGGCUGCCUGCGGUCUGUACUCUUGGGUGACCGGUUCCCUCUGGGACCCCUUGUCCCCAUCCCGCUCCUGCUAAGAGUCCCGAUCCGCCAAUGCGAGACGCACACAGCAGUUGAGGAAGAAGCAUGCAUCCACAAUGUUCACUGCUUCUUGCAGCUCACCCUGGCCGGGAGGCUGCUGAUUCCUGGGGAAAUUUUUCAUCAAAUUGGUUAAGUCACUUGAAGAGAGAUCUCUGGCUCUGAGAACUGGCUGGUUUUUGGUAACUAGCACCUCAUCUGCAUGUGCCCAUGAGGUACCCGGAAUGUUCACUCAAGCCCAAACGGACUGCUACCCCCAGCCUUCCCCGCUGAGGCAGGUGUUCAGAUGCCAUUCAGAAUGUGCUUGAGGAAAACUAAGCCUUCAGACUUGUCCAGAGGUGGACCCCGGAAGCAGAGACUGCACGCCCUUCGGUUCCUCUUUUUUUACCCACCUUCUUCCACCUUUUCUCCUUGAUUAGAGUCUCAGCAGCUGGACAUCACGUGGCGGCUCCUUGCCAUUGUGCCGCGGCUACGUUGUUAAGGCACGAUUCCCUGUCUGAUUUCGCAGCGUCUGGUUACCACUGCUGACAAUUACUAGCAUCCUGUCCCGGUCACCGAAGCAAAUGGAGACUUAUUUUGCAGGUGACUUUUUUCUCUCUCCCCACAGCUGGUUUCUGCCCCCACGUUUUAAACAUUGGGCAUGUGGGUCUGCCCAGGGCCCUGUGAUGGAGGGGCCCGUGUCCCACCCUAGUGCCCAAUGCCUGGCCUCUCACUCCCGCCUUCUCAGCCACACACUUACGGCCUUAAAUGCUCAGCCUCUCGGACGCCAUUGGGUAGGGCAUCCGCCACAGGGUUGUUGGCGUUCUCACCGUGCGGAUUCACUUAGGAUCCUUCACUGUGGCCUUUCAGGCUGAGCUAGUCCCGGUACAUUUGGGACAACGGAAGGAUGUGGUGGCCAAAACGUGUCUUUGUACUUUGAGGACGAAUGUCACCUUCUCUUGCCCUCUCAAAGAAAGGGGACACGGGAGCAGGCAGAUCCUCCGGGUGUCUCUGGACCCCCCCACCCUUCCCCCACAACCCACCUACAGGAGCCGGAAGGUCCUCCCACUGGCGGCCCGGGCAGGACAAGGCCACCAUUGCUGGGGGGGCCUCCUGCUUCCCGAGGGGCCAGAUGCCCAACACGCUCCUUGUCCUCAGUCUCCCUUGGUGCAGCGAUCGGUCACUUCACCCUCCAGGGAUCUGUGUGGGAGCCGUAAGGAAGACAGGGCUGGGGCCACAGGCAGAAGACCUUGCCCUGGGGGGACCGUCACGAAGGUCGUGUCCGGUCUGCCUGCUGGCCCGUCGAGAGCCAAGAAACAUUUUAGGACCAAAAAGAUGUUUCUGCUGUGAGCGUUGCCCAUGUGCUCCUGAGCUUGGCUGCUGCGGGGCUUUCCAGUGACAGGCAUACCCCACAUCAGUAGCCGCUUGGUUCCAGAAUGGUCAGGCAUUCGAUUCUCUGUAGGAUUCACCCACACCAGCUUCUGUCUUAUAACUAGGGCUGAUUUCCAAGACACUUGUUGCUGUGUCUCUAUGGCAGGAAGCACUGACUUCACACCCCUUCCCCAUAUGCCGCGGCAGCCUCAAGACCAACAUUUCUUGGUCAAAACACCAACAGGUGAUGCCCCUCCCUCCCUUCUCCGUCCCCAGAUGCUACAGUGUCCCCUCUGUCUCUUUGAUAAUAUCUCGGGACCAAAGUCUUGCCCUCUGUGUUCCGGGACCCUGCAUUCCGUCCUGAAGCUGGCCGAGAAGUGUGUUUCCCUCCCGGUCACGUGGACACUUUGGAGUCUGUACAGCGUGGGUGACUUGAGAAACAGAAACACCACCUCGUCUUUAACGUUGAGAGUCGCCAUGUGAUCCCACCCAAAAACGAGUGGACUUCGUCCCGCCCCUGCCUUCCUGACUGCAUCUGUACCGCGUCGGAAAGCCGUCCGCCCCGUGACAGGAUAAACCUAACAAGGGCAGGGUACGGCUGGCGUAGCGGAUGGACUUCUCUGCUUUUGAAAAAAUUAAAAAAAGAAAAACAGAAACCAGUUUCCUUCACCAUGAAGUUGCAUCAUACAGAGAACUCACCCGUCACUUUUAAGAGUAAGUUUAUCUGAUCAAAGUUAGACUCACAGGCAGUGUUUGAGCUGCCCAGCUUCUCAGUUGCUUGACCUUAUUUGAUCCGUAUUUGGAAGAACGUUUCCUGUGUUUUCUUUGAUUGGUUCCUGGGUGAAUUCAAAUGACCCAAACCUUUGCCCCCGCCCCUCUGACCCUUCCUGUGGUCUCCAGAGAUUUGAUUUGGCUCAGGCUUUGAAGCUCGGUCUGAGCAUCCUAAAGUGUCUCUCAGAAUUUUGAGUGUUGUUAUCAGGCAAGUUCUGAGAUCUGCCCUUUAUCUUACGCCAAAUACCUUCUAAGGAGCCGAUCUCUUCGUUUUGCAAGCACUAGGGGAUUUCAUACUUCUUUGGUAGAAUGUCCAUUUCUGUUGAUUUCUGUACAUAGAACUAUAAAAACAGCAGCGUCACAACCUUUGUUGUGGUUCGAGCAUCAUUGUCAUUUCUUGGUGAAGGUGGUGACCCUGGGGUCCACGUACUCUGUUCUGUCUUUAGAGCGCUGUGAUCGAGUGUGCAAUGAUUUGAAGGGAAACAUAGUAGAUUAAGGUGUCUGUAGUGUUUAAGGAAGAAGUCGUUGAAGACGUGUACAUAACGGCCCGUGUCUUUUGGUGCGAUAACUAAAUGCAAGGGAAAGUUCUGUUUGCAGCCUGAUACUGUGGUGAUUCUCUUAAUUGUCUACCGUUCUUUUCCGUUCAAGAGUCUUGUGGAAGUUGCUUGAUUCCCUUUAACUCAGCUGAAUAUUUAAGCUGGUUCUGGCUUUUAUCACCAGAAUGGGCUUACAAGUAUCCCAAACACUGAUGCGAUAGGAUCGAAUCAUGCUAUUUCCCACCCGCUUAAUUUACCCGAGACAUUGUCAUUGCUGACACAUGGCUCUGAUCUGGGCUUUGGUUUAAAGGCGUCUUGUAGUUCAGGUGAUCAAAAGAACCCAGACCAUUUCCUGGGCAGGUUGUCUUUCCGUCUUACUGGUUGUUCUCAAUGGCCAGGAUUCUGCACCGGCGAGCAGGUAGGUCUCUGGUGUGCAAGCCAGAAAGCCAGGGCGGCACUGCAGGUGGACCCGAGGGCUACCCUGAAGGACGAGGAGAGUUCUGGGACCAACCUUUGCCGGAAAAUCCACUCACGAUGGGAAAUCGGAGACACUUUUUUUUUUUUUGAAACGACAGAAGAAAGCAAAAUCAUCUCAUUUGUUGUUCAGAAUGGGAGCUAACAUGUUAUCUGGAAGCAAAACCUAUUCCCGGUCAUGAAAAUCCAAAGCCCUGUUGCUGUUUUACAUUCCAGUUUGAGAAGAUUGUAUGGAAUUCGAUUCCUAUCUUGUGCACCGUUCUGGUGUGUAAAAGGAAGAAUUUGUGGUUUUACUUUGGACAUUUUCAGAACAAAGGGCAUGUUGUUUGGUUUGCUGUAAGAUUGAAUUCUGUAUAUAUGUUUUCAUGUAAAUAAAUGAAAAUCUAUAUCAGAGUUAUAUUUUAAUUUUUAUUCUAAAUAAAAAAAACCUUUUUACUUGAAAAAUUGUAAGCCACAUUGUUAAUAAAGUACAAAUAAGUUCUA